UCCAGGCUGCAGAACUCAGACCUGUCUGCAGAGUUCCCUGUCCUCUACCCCGGGCAGCUCAGGUGGCACCGGUCUGGUUUCUGUCACCCUGUGACCUGCAGGUACUGGGCGAUCCAUAGGGAGGAUGUUAGGACACCCAGGCCACUGGGACAUGGACUCAGUAUCCUUCGAGGAUGUGGCUGUGAACUUCACCCAUGAAGAGUGGGCUUUGCUGGAUCAUUUCCAGAAGAACCUCUACAGAGAUGUGAUGUGGGAAACCUUCAAGAACCUGUCUUCUAUAGGAAACAAAUGGGAAGUCCAGAGCAUUGAAGAUGAGUACAAAAUUCCUGAGAUAAAUCUAAGAACUUAUGUGGUGGAGAGACUCUGUGAAAGUAAAGAAGGUAUUCAGUCUGGAGAAAUUUUUAACCAUACUUCAAAUCUUAAUCUGAAGAAAAUUCCUACUAGAGUAAAACCAUGUGAACGCAGUGUGUGUGGAAUUGUCUUUACAUGUCACUCAUCCCUUGAUAGGCAUACCUUAUCUCACUCUGGAUGCAAACCAUAUGAGUGUAAUGAAUAUGGAGAGAAGCCAUAUAAAUGUAAAGAAUGUGAUAAACAAUUUAAAUGUUUCAGUUCCUUUCAAGUACAUGAAAAAGUUCAUGCUGAAGAAAAACACUUUGUAUAUAAAAAAUAUGGUAAAUCAUUCAAUUUUCCCAGUUUUCUUCAAACACAUAAAAAGACUCACACUGGAGGAAAUCCCAAUGAAUGUAAGGAAUGUGGAAAAGUCUUUAGAUGUUCUGGUUCCCUUCAAAUACAUGAAAGAUGUCAUACUGGAGAGAAACUCUAUAAAUGUGAGGAAUGUGGUAAAGCCUUCAGAUCUUCCAGUUCUUUUCAAAAACAUGAAAAAUCUCAUUCUGGAGAGAGACCCUAUAAAUGUAAGGACUGUGGUAAAGCCUUCAGUAGCUCUUUUUCUCUUCGACUACAUGGAAGGAUUCACACUGGAGAGAAACCUCAUAAAUGUAAGGAAUGUGGUAAAUCAUUCAACUUUCCCAGUUACCUUCAAGUACAUGAAAGAAUUCAUACUGGUGAGAAACCCUAUGCAUGUAAGGCAUGUGGUAAAGCCUUUAGAAGUUCCACUUCCCUUCAAAAACAUGAAAGAUUUCAUACUGGAGAGAAACUCUACAAAUGUAAAGAAUGCAGUAAAGUCUUCAUAUGUUCCACUGACCUUCAAAUACAUAAAAGAACUCAUACUGGAGAAAAACCCUGUGAAUGUAAGAGAUGUGGUAAAGCCUUUACAUGCUGUAGUUCCCUUAGGAAACACGAAAGAACUCAUACUGAAGAGAAACCCUAUAAAUGUAAGGAAUGUGGGAAAGCAUUCUAUUUUCCCAGCUGCCUUCAAAGACAUGAAAAAACUCAUACUACAUUAAAGCCCUAUAAAUGUAAAAUAUGUGGUAAAGCCUGCAGCACUUCCAUUUCCCUUCAAAGACAUGGAAGGUCUCAUACUAGGGAGAAACCCUAUGAAUGUAAGGAAUGUGGGAAAACAUUCAGUUUUCUCAGUUUCCUUCAAAGACACAAAGAUCUCAAAAGAUCUCAUACUGGAGAGUAAUCCUAUGAAUGUAAAAAUUUGACAAAGACAUCAGUGCUUCCAAGCUUUAUCCUGCUUCUGGAGGCACCGAGGUCACCAGGCAGUAGACUCUUCCACUAGAUCCUGAUGAGACGAACCUGCCCUCCUCCCUGUGAUCGUCACUACUGGGGUAAUAAGGACAAUGCAGAAACUGCAACCAAGACCAGGAAAGAAGGUCUCAGGAACACAUCUGUAGCUUUUUUUUUUCCAUUCUG
Galeopterus variegatus (Sunda flying lemur) is the source of this 1815-nucleotide messenger RNA. RefSeq names its product zinc finger protein 670-like. Gene Ontology annotation, biological process: regulation of transcription by RNA polymerase II. Gene Ontology annotation, molecular function: DNA-binding transcription factor activity, RNA polymerase II-specific; RNA polymerase II cis-regulatory region sequence-specific DNA binding. The record is from RefSeq and is a predicted model, not a curated record. Gene Ontology annotation, cellular component: nucleus. Lineage: Eukaryota; Metazoa; Chordata; Mammalia; Dermoptera; Cynocephalidae.